Molecule: messenger RNA, 711 nt
Organism: Eurypyga helias (sunbittern)
Lineage: Eukaryota; Metazoa; Chordata; Aves; Eurypygiformes; Eurypygidae
Gene: ASPSCR1
Product: alveolar soft part sarcoma chromosome region, candidate 1
Exons: 5
Source: RefSeq, a predicted model, not a curated record
AUGGUGCCGGUCUCUAAUAGAGUGGGAACGGGGAACAUGGUGCGGGUCGCCUUGCAGUUGGAUGAUGGCUCCCGGUUACAAGACACCUUUCCCUGCCAGCAGACGCUGUGGGAACUUCUCGGCCACUUUGCAACGACCAGGGAGCUCCUGGAGCAGCGCGGUGGAUCCUCUCCCGUCUGUGUUUACAUGCGCGAUGAGAUAGCGGGAAAAGAUGCCCUGGAGAGGACAACCCUGAAGUCGCUGGGUCUGACCGGAGGCAGUGCCAUUGUCAGAGUUGUCAUGAAGAAAUGCAGCUCGCCUGGCCAGGAGGAAGCUGCGGGCACCGUCGUACAGUGUGAGGAGCUGGCAGCGACGCCCAGCUUUACUGGAGGAGCAGUGGAUGUGCCCCUACCUCAAGCAAACACAUUCCCGAAGGACUUGGACCACAGGGAUGUGGCCGUGUCUUCCAGCAGCUGCACAGACAAGCAAGACGCGAUCGGAGAAUCUCAAGCCAGCUUGGAGGAGCCGUGGCCUUCCUCGGUGCCUGAGUCUGUCCCGUUUGUCCCUUUUUUUGGAGACGGACAGCGUCUGGGGGGCUCUUCCGUAGCUGCACCAUCUCCUGGGCUCGAUACGCCCUCUUCAAAGCUGCCAACAACCUUUUCCAGCCCCGGAGGCCCUUCUAAGCCAAAGAAGUCCAAGAACAGCCAAGAACUGCAGAAGGAGCAAGGACAG